GCACUGCAAUGCAAUGAUGAAGUAGAACCUCUACUGCUACUAUUCUUCUUCCCCUUCUUCCUUCUACAGAACGGACACUCUCAUUCUCCACUCUCAUCAUCACCACCUCCAUCUAUAUAUAUAUAUAUAUAGAUCGCCAUCAUCAUCACCAUACAUAAGCAGAGCUCACUUGCUCUGUUUUCGAAGCCUCACAAACAGCUAUCAUUUCUUGCUUAGAACACACGUCGGCCUCUCCUCGUUUCCGGCCUUGAAAAAGCUGCACGUCCGACCCUAUAAAUGCAGCAGCAGCCUUCACUCAGGAUAGGGUCACUCGAAAAUCUACCAGUCUGCUCUUUGUCACUGUGAGUGAGAGUUGAGUGAGAGCUAAGGCUGUUGUUAGUAUGGGAGAAGAAACGGCGGCGAAGGUGGUGGUGAUCAGGGAGUACGACCCCGACCGGGACAGGGCCCAGGUCGAGGAGGUGGAGAGGCGGUGCGAGGUGGGUCCCAGCGGGACCCUCUCCAUCUUCACCGACCUCCUCGGGGACCCCGUCUGCCGCGUCCGCCACUCUCCGGCCUUCCUCAUGCUGGUGGCGGAGAUGGACGGCGGCGAUGGGGAGGAGAGGCAGAUCGUGGGGCUGAUACGGGGAUGCAUCAAGACCGUCACCUGCGGGAAGAAGCUCUCGAGGAGUGGCAAGACCGUAAAUAACGCCUCCUUCGACCCACCCAAGCCCGUACCGGUCUACACUAAGCUCGCCUACAUUUUAGGCCUCCGCGUCUCUCCGUCUCGCCGGAGGAUGGGGAUAGCGUCCAAGCUGGUCGAGAGCAUGGAGGAGUGGUUCAGGGAGAGCGGGGCCGAGUACGCGUACAUGGCGACCGAGACGGACAACACGGCCUCCCUGAAGCUCUUCGUCGGGAAAUGCGGCUACACUCGGUUCCGUACCCCGGCCAUCCUCGUCAACCCCGUCUUCGCCCACCGCCUCAGCACCGACUCCCGCCGCGUCACCCUCAUCAAGCUCUCCCCUCGUGAUGCCGAGCUCCUCUACCGCCUCCGGUUGUCGACUACGGAGUUCUUUCCGAGGGACAUCGACUCGGUUUUGAACAACAAGCUGAACCUAGGGACGUUCCUGGCGGUGCCACUUGGCAGCUACUCGGCGGAGACGUGGCCCGGGGCGGUGGAGUUCCUGGCCAACCCGCCCGAGUCGUGGGCUGUGCUCAGCGUCUGGAACUCCAACGACGUCUUCCGCUUCGAGGUCCGGGGAGCAUCGACCCUCCGGCGCUUUCUCUGCAAAACGACGCGGUUACUAGACCGGGCCCUGCCGUUUCUGAAAAUCCCUUCCGUACCGAACUUCUUCCGACCCUUUGGGGUCCACUUCCUGUACGGACUCGGCGGGGAGGGCCCGCGGGCGGCGGCAAUGAUGCGGGCGCUGUGCGGCCACGCCCACAACCUGGCCCGGGCCCACGGGUGCGGUGCCGUGGCCACGGAAGUUGCUGGGGCGGACCCGCUGAGGGCGGGUAUCCCCCACUGGCGGCGGUUCUCGUGCGAGGAGGACCUCUGGUGCAUCAAGCGGCUCGGGGAGGACUACAGCGACGGCGCCGUUGGUGACUGGACCAAGUCGCCGGCCGGCCUCUCAAUCUUCGUUGACCCCAGAGAGGUCUGACUGACGUAUGACAAAAAAAAACCAAAACAAAAGAAAAGGAAAAGGAAAAUGAAAAAGUAGAGGAAAAUCCUUUCGGAAGAAUCUUGAGAAAUUAGGGGGGAAGAAGGAGAGAGAGAGAAGCACCGGACAAAAACAAAAUCUUUUUUUUUUCUUUUAAUUUGUUUUUAGCUUUUUUAGUUUUUUUCCUUUUCUUUUUUCAGUUUUGUCACAUUUGUGACGAUUUUGGGUAAGGAAAAGAGGGGAAUGUGGAGAUAUGGGUUCGAUUGUAUAAAAGGAUGUGGAAUAUCCCAACUUUUUCUUUAUUAAUUUUAGAUAAAAAUAUAUUAUGGUUUAUCUGUUUCUCUUU
Punica granatum (pomegranate) is the source of this 1983-nucleotide messenger RNA. The record is from RefSeq and is a predicted model, not a curated record. NCBI's taxonomy places the organism in Eukaryota, Viridiplantae, Streptophyta, Magnoliopsida, Myrtales, Lythraceae.